This is a messenger RNA of Cavia porcellus (domestic guinea pig), 376 nucleotides long. Its product is annotated as mitoregulin-like. Gene Ontology annotation, cellular component: mitochondrial inner membrane. The transcript is spliced from 2 exons. The coding region runs from base 1 to 171 and encodes 56 amino acids. Gene Ontology annotation, biological process: positive regulation of mitochondrial membrane potential. The record is from RefSeq and is a predicted model, not a curated record. Lineage: Eukaryota; Metazoa; Chordata; Mammalia; Rodentia; Caviidae.
AUGGCGGAUGUGUCGGAGAGGACGCUGCAGGUGUCGGUGCUGCUGGCCUUCGCCUCCGGAGUGCUCGUGGGCUGGCAAGCGAACUGGUUACGGAGGCGCUACCUGGACUGGAGGAAACGAAGACUGCAGGACAAGCUGGCCACGACGCAGAAGAAGCUGGACCUGGCCUGAGAGUCGGCGCCGUGGGUCCCGGCCUCGCGAUGCCGGCGCGCAAGCCCAGUUCCCGGGCGGGUCUGAGCCGGGCUCGCCUCACCUCGCCCUCUCCCAGCCGGAGCGCGGGUGAGCGCUUGUUGAUGAUGGAUGUAAAGCACUGAAAGAAAGAAUUUCUUACUGUACUAUAUGAAGUCUAUUUUUAAAAUAAAAAAUUUUGAACAUC